This is a messenger RNA of Tachyglossus aculeatus (Australian echidna), 5136 nucleotides long. RefSeq names its product nuclear receptor subfamily 1 group D member 2 (gene NR1D2). Lineage: Eukaryota; Metazoa; Chordata; Mammalia; Monotremata; Tachyglossidae. Bases 186 to 1949 code for a protein of 587 amino acids. The transcript has 8 exons. Gene Ontology annotation, biological process: positive regulation of transcription by RNA polymerase II; hormone-mediated signaling pathway; cell differentiation. The record is from RefSeq and is a predicted model, not a curated record. Gene Ontology annotation, molecular function: RNA polymerase II cis-regulatory region sequence-specific DNA binding; zinc ion binding; nuclear receptor activity.
UUUUGUUGUCAAGCAGCCGAGGAGGAGGACGAGGAGCAGCGGCAGCAGCAGCAGCCGCAGCCCUGACGGCUCAGGCUCCCCUCGGAUCGGAGGGCGAAAGGCCGGGGACAUCCCGGGCCGCCCAUGACGGCGCCUCGCGGCCCGGCCCCCGCCCGUCCGUCCGUCCGCCCGUCGGGGGAGCCGCCAUGGAGGGGAGCGCGGGAAGCGUGAUUGCUUAUAUCAGUUCUUCGAGCUCAGCCUCCAGCCCUGCUUCUUGUCAUAGUGAGAGUUCUGAGAGCAGUUUCCAGUCCUCCCCUUCUUCUGUUCCAUCUUCUCCAAAUAGCUCCGCUUCGGAUAACCCUGGAAGCGGGAGGAAUGGUGACCUGUCUCCUGCCGAAGGCACGCCGAAGAAUGACCGCGUAGAUGGUUCUGUUAAUAAAACAAGCAAAUCGAGUGCCGCUGGACUCUCCAAGGGUAACGGGGGAGUGACAAAAUUCAGUGGCAUGGUUCUGCUGUGUAAAGUCUGUGGGGAUGUGGCAUCAGGAUUCCACUAUGGCGUUCACGCUUGUGAAGGGUGCAAGGGUUUCUUUAGGAGAAGUAUUCAGCAAAAUAUCCAGUAUAAGAAGUGCCUGAAGAAUGAAAACUGUUCAAUAAUGAGAAUGAACAGGAACAGGUGUCAGCAGUGCCGCUUCAAAAAAUGUUUGUCUGUUGGAAUGUCAAGAGAUGCUGUUCGGUUUGGCCGCAUUCCUAAGCGGGAAAAGCAGAGGAUGCUAAUUGAAAUGCAAAGUGCCAUGAAGACCAUGAUGAACGGCCAAUUCAAUAGUCACCUACAGAAUGAUGCAUUGGUAGAACAUCCUGAGCAAGCAACCCUAACAGUCCAGGAACAGCUGCGACCCAAACCCCCACAAGAACAGGAAAACAUCAAAAGCUCUCCUCCUCCUCCUCCUCCUCCUCCACCUCCUUCUGAUUUUGCUAAGGAAGAAGUGAUUGGCAUGGUGACGAGAGCCCACAAGGACACCUUCAUGUAUAAUCAAGAGCAGCAAGAAAGCUCAGAGGAAGCUGUGCGCCCCCAAAGAGUGGAAAGGAUUCCAAAAAAUGCAGAGCAAUAUAAUUUGAAUAAUGACCAUUGUAGCAGUGGGUUCAGCGGCACCCAUUAUCCCAGUAGCGAGACUGAGCAGCAACUCAAUGGACAGUACAAAGGGAGGAACAUAACGCAUUAUCCAAGUGGGCAUACUGUUUGUUUUACAGACGAACAUUGUGUGAACUUCUCCAGUGGUUAUACUCAAAGAGUAUGCGAUAGAGGUCCAGUAGAUGGAUUUUCUCAGAAUGAGAACAAGAAUAGUUACCUGUGCAACACUGGAGGGAGAAUGCAUCUGGUUUGUCCAAUGAGUAAGUCUCCAUACGUGGAUCCCCAUAAGUCGGGGCAUGAAAUAUGGGAAGAAUUUUCAAUGAGCUUUACUCCUGCUGUCAAAGAAGUGGUGGAGUUUGCAAAACGCAUUCCAGGAUUCAGAGAUCUUUCCCAACAUGACCAGGUCAACCUUUUAAAGGCAGGGACAUUUGAGGUUUUAAUGGUACGGUUUGCAUCAUUGUUUGAUGCUAAAGAGCGAACUGUCACCUUCCUUAGUGGAAAGAAGUUCAGUGUGGACGAUUUACACUCAAUGGGAGCCGGAGAUCUGCUCAAUUCAAUGUUUGAAUUUAGUGAGAAACUAAAUGCCCUGCAACUUAGUGAUGAGGAAAUGAGUUUAUUUACAGCAGUGGUCCUGGUAUCUGCUGAUCGAUCUGGGAUAGAAAACGUCAAUUCUGUGGAGGCUUUGCAAGAAACCCUUAUUCGUGCAUUGAGAACUUUAAUAAUGAAAAACCAUCCAAAUGAAGCCUCUAUUUUUACAAAACUUCUUUUGAAAUUGCCCGAUCUGCGCUCUCUAAACAAUAUGCACUCCGAGGAGCUUUUGGCCUUUAAAGUUCAACCAUAGGCCCUUUGUUUAUUUACACAUAGACAUGACUCAUGCUAAGCUGCCCAUUUUAUGCUAAAGUGCUUAUUUUAUGUAUGCUUGUAUUGUGUGUGGAGGGACUUCUUAGAGACAUUAUAUUAUUGUUAGAUGCUUCUGGAACCAUGCAAUAACACUUUGGACUGAGGACCUUCUAGUCACUGCGCAAUGCAAUUUGCUGCAUUUUUCAUCAUAUAUACCAAAUGGCUGCCUCACACUUAAACCAGAGACGUUCCAUUGAGUUUAAAAUGAACAACACUGAAUGUUAGGCUUUUUCCUCAUCGGCCCAAAACUAAAAGCAUUUUUAUCUUCUUGUGUUAUAAAGAGAACACCCAAUUAGAAGUAUCUUUGGAUUUUGAAAUUAAUCCAGCCGUGUGGAAAUUCUAAAUAAUUCAGCUUUGAUUUCACCACAGGGCAGUGUCAGUUGAAGAGUGGAGCGUUGAAGUCGAUUGGGGUCAGGACCGCAGGGUUCUGUUACUGUUUCUGCUCACUGACAUGUCGGUUGACCUCAAGGCACUUCAUGAACUCUUCUAGGCCUCAGUUUCUUUGUAAAGUGAAUAACUCCACCCUCAGACCUAACUUGUAGGCUUGAGAAUUAAUUAGGUAACAUCUGAAAAAUAUUUUUAUCUCCUUGAAAUAAAAUAUGUAUAUACAUGGUGGUAUUAUUUUUGGUAUUCAGAAAUAGUUUGGGGAAAUUAUUUCAGUUCACACAGAUUCAUAUACAGCACAUGCAUAUGUGGGUAUAGCUUAUAAAUAUACACACAUUUUAAGUUUAUGAAUAUAUGAAAUAUAGAGUUUGCAUAUAUUUGUGUCUGAAUGAGAAUCAGUUCUACAUAAAAUAUAUGCAUAUUUCUUCACAAUAUUUUAGACUGUGAAGGAAUGUCUCUUAAGAGGGAUUUUGAAGGAGAUGCAUGAAAAUAAAUUAAGUGCACUGCCUAUGAUGAAUACUUUAACCAUCCUUUAAUGAUAUUUAGACAAUAUCAGAUUGGAUUUAUCCUCUGUUUUUGUUCAUUUAAAGAACAUAUAAUGCAAACAUGCACAAACCAAGUCCCAACAUGAAAAAACAAAUUUAGUCUGUCUUUGAGGAAAGAGACUUGUUCAAGUUACUAGCUAGAUUUAAUCAUUGUCUGGGAUUAUUAUAUGGUUGCUGAAACUAUUUAAAAGCUUCUGGCCACCAGAACUACUGCACUGCUAAAAAGAAGGUAGGCAGGAAGGCACUUUAAUACCUUCUGGAACUGAUCAAGGUUUUUAAAAAGUAUAUUUAAAUACAUUGAGUACAUAUUUUUUGUGUUCUGUGACUUUUCACACUACAGAGAUUUUCUGCUGUUUACUAAAUUAGAUUUAAAUAUGAAGUUAUGAAAAACCAAUCCAGUGUCUUAGCUUUACCUUAUUUCCAUUGUGUGCAUAUAUGAGCUGUAGGCUUAAAAUUGUGUAGGCAAUGAUGUUUCACUAAAAUCUUUAAUAAUGGGAUUUUAAAAAAGGGAUAAUUACCAAAAUUGAUUAUUUGCUCUCUUCUACUUUUCUUGCUCCACCCCUAAAAAAAUAACUAUUUAACGGUGGAAUUGGAGGCAAUUAUUUUGCGUUUCAUUCUGCAAAAUUGUGCUGAAGACUAAAGGAGUGCAGUUAGUUGUUAUGCCUGUUUAUCUUGUAAUGUGAGCAAAAUGCCUUAUUGUACAGAGUCUUGUGAAAGCAUUGCUGUUGAAACACGAAAUUCUGUGGCACUUACCUACAUCGAAAAAAUCAUGCCCUCUUUUAUGACAAAAGAGUUAAUAUGAUGGAGAUUUUGAUGUCGGAAUUAGGAUUGUGAUUUACCUUCCAUUAGAUAUGAGUCUCUUAGUUUUGGUGAUUUCACAUGGAAGAACUAUCUUUUUAAGAGCUUAUUAAAAAAGGGGAAAAUUUCUUAGUUUUAUCACCUUUGGUGAUGGUGGGGUUGAGACAGCUUUCUUUUGGGUGCUGUUGAAAGUAGAUGAAGUUGAUCCCCAACUUUUGCAUUUUGCCUAAGCCUCUUUAUGGUGUAUCUUUUGAAAAUAUUAAGCCUUUAGGAUUGUAUAACCAGUACUGUGUAUGUGCUGCCUAAUUAAAUUUUUAGUUAGGUUCAAUAUAUGUACAUCUAUAUUUAGGGGUAUGGAUAGAUAUUUUGUCUUGUGAAAUUUCAUUUGAAUAAAUUCUUCCUGAAUGUAAUGGGAGGAAAAAUUGCUACAAUAAUCUGAGGUAAGAUGCAACAUUUACAAUCAAAGCUGUUUUAAAAUGCUCCAUAUAUUGAAGCCUCUGAUUUUGAAAUUAUACCAGCAAUUUAUUACAAGCACAUUCUUUUACUGCGUCACUGGUUAUACACUUAUUAAAUGCUGAGCAAACCACCUUUCGAUGUCAGAAAUUUCUGAGUCAUUAGGACACUGCUGAAUGACUAAUAUAUUGAUGUACUGUAUUAAUCUUACUCUGGUUUUACAUUUUAAAGGUAAAAUGUGGGCAUUAUGUCAGCAAACUAAGGGCAUUAUGUCAGCAAACAAAAUUGUUUCUGUGCUUUUAAUACGUAGUCUGAAUGAAGGGGCACCUUCUGGAGAGAAACAGCAGAACGACAGGGAAAACGCUGUCUGCAUGAGAUGAAGCUUCUUAUGGGGAAAAUGGGUGGUUUUUGAAUAAGAGCAGGUAAUGUAAGUAGGUUGAGCAUUUAUCUAGCUUUCAAAUCCUCAUAUCUACAUUUCAAGAACUUAACAUUGUAACUUAAUAAGAUAUGAUUUAUUUUCUGUAAAGAUUGUUGCAGAGCAAGAUGUAGUGAACUCGGCUAGACUUAUAUCUGUGCACGGAAGUAAUUGCUUAUCUCUUGACUGUUCAGUUUCUUUUCCAGUAUCAAGUUUGCUGAAUGUAAAAGAAGAGUUUAUCACUUAGGAUAUAGACUUUGGUUUUUUUAGUCGGGGGGGGUGGGCGUAAUCUGGCAGUAGCGAAGUAUGAGGAGUCUGCCUUCAUCGGAUCUAAAACUUUAACUUGAAAUUGUUCUUGCAUUAAUAAAGAGAAACAAAUUAUCUUCAUAAUGGUGAUAAAAGUAUUACUGUAAACAGAAUAUAGGUACAAUUUAUUAAUGAAGAAUAAACUAAUUAGGGCACAGAUCAUCCCGUGCUCUGAACGGUCAUCUGUAAUCUGUACUUGGAGGACAAUAAAUAUUAUUUCUAACCAA